Racocetra persica is the source of this 1203-nucleotide messenger RNA. Lineage: Eukaryota; Fungi; Glomeromycota; Glomeromycetes; Diversisporales; Gigasporaceae. The record is from the annotation of a GenBank genome assembly.
AUGUCAUCAAAUCCAUUUUCUGAAACUAUUCCAUUUCGUCCAGGAAAUCCUACACAGCUUUUGAAUUUCACGUGUUUAGAUGAUGAUUAUGAUGAAGGAUUAAUUUUGUUAGAAGAGCUAGCACUGAGAAUUUUUAAAAAAAUUGAAGAACCUAUCGCCGUUAUAACUGUUGUUGGCUCUUAUCGAAGAGGAAAAUCAUAUUUUGCAAACACUCUUCUCGGACGCCAUGAUGGAUUUAAGCUUGGUUCAUCUGUAAAUGGAUGUACCAAAGUUCAGACCUCUAUGAGUAAAACGAAAGAAUGUACAAGGUGCAAUUGCACCAAACCAUAUUCCGAUUUUAUUUCAAAAAAAAAUGAAAUCCGUGCUCGUUGCAAAUCCUGCUGUGAUAAUACAUCACAAUCGAGAAAACGAAAAAGACAAGAAAUGAAUGACCAAAUAAUUGAAAAAGAAAAUACAUUCGAUCUUGCAAAUAUUACAGACUAUAUUUACGAUAUACUCUUGGAGCAUACAAAUCUGAAUGAAGACUUUGAAGGUCAAAUAAAAUUUCAACUCAAAUUUAAUAUUAAUUUAGAUUCCAUUUAUGAAGAAGAUCCAGUUAGCGUCAUUGAAAAAGAUAGACAUUUGCACAUUGCUAGUUUGAUCAUUAAUGCAAUUAGUAGUGGUGACGGGUAUACAUAUGUAUAUCAAUCAAAAUAUGAGAGCACAAAACAAGAUUUUGUAGUACUUACAUAUUGGUGCAAUGCUCGGAAUGAAUUAUGUAGGUUUCAUAAAAAAGUUGAAGAUACUUCAAAGCAUCGUAGUACUGAAGCACAUAUCAAGCGUUAUGAUUGUAAAGGUGCAAUUACAAUCAAAAUUUAUUUUAAAAAUAAUACUGCGUCCAUUAAUAUCUCUCAUGAAUUUUUGCAUCCACGGUCUGAAAAAUUUAACGUAACAAAAGAAAUAAAAGAUUUUAUUAAUUCUCACAUUCAACAAAGUGUACCAGAUAUCUAUCAGUUGAUAAAAGACCAACAUAUAAAUGGAUUUGAAUUUUUAACAAUCCAACAAGUAUAUUACUGGUGGUCAACAGUUGCACGAAUGGAAUAUCGAUCCUCUGAUAAUGAGGUUAUUUCUACAAAAGCAUAUCUUCAAGAGCAAAAGCAAGAAAUUCUAUUUUUUAAUGAUUGUGCUUUUGCUUUUAUAACGGCAUUUUUUAAUAUAUUGCCA